Messenger RNA from Ilex paraguariensis (yerba mate), 1226 nucleotides. Lineage: Eukaryota; Viridiplantae; Streptophyta; Magnoliopsida; Aquifoliales; Aquifoliaceae. The record is from the annotation of a GenBank genome assembly.
AUGGCGUCGUCGAAGGUGAUGGCGUCAACGUCAUCGGCGAAUCCGGAUCUGCCACACCAGCAAUCCUCUAUACAUUCCCUCACAGUCUCUGAACAGAGCAAAAAUUUUGGCUCAAUGAACAUGGACGAACUCCUCAAGAACAUCUAUGCCGAUACAGAUUCAUUUCCUCCCUCCACCGAUGAUGGUGGUGGUGGUGGUGGUGGCUCCGUCGUGGACGGUUGUGGAGGUGUGAAGAAUGAAGGGAACAAGACGGUGGAUGAGGUGUGGAAGCAGAUCGUGAGCGGUGGAGGGAAUAGUCGGGAGUCGGGGAUGACUUUGGAGGAUUUUCUGACGAAAGCUGGUGCGGUGAGGGAGGAGGACGUCAGGGUUUCUCCGGUGAUGGCUCAGCCAGAGACAGAUGCGACGUCAGGGUUUGGAGUGGAACCGAUGAUGAAUGUGGCUCAGUUUUCCCACAUGCAAUCCGGGCAAAACGGGAUGGGAGGUUUUGGGGUUGAACCGGUGGGGUUUGGGAAUGGAAUUGAUGGAAGAAUGGUGGCUGUGGGGACAAGUGCUGCUGGGGGUAGUGGUGGUGGGAGAGGUAAGAGGAGAAUUGUGGAGGAGCCGCCGGUUGAUAAGGCGACGCAGCAAAAGCAGAGGAGGAUGAUCAAGAACAGAGAGUCUGCAGCGAGGUCGAGGGAACGAAAACAGGCUUACACUGUUGAGUUGGAAUCGUUGGUGACGCAAUUGGAGGAGGAGAAUGCUAGGCUUGUGAGUGAAGAGGCUGAGCAGACCAAGCAGAGGUAUAAACAGGUAUUUUUUCAACUUUCUUUGGACCAACUAUGCUACAGCAUUAUUCAUGUCAUGAAUUUUGUCUAGUACUGCUAUCAUAUAAGACAUGAAUGAACAGUGAGCAGUCUAUCAAAUGGCCAUAUAAGAAAAUUUGCAGAAUUGAAAACACAAAAAGAUGGUGCCUAUUGAAGUUUAAUUGCAAAAUCAAAAUGCAUUGCUCUUGUUAAUUUUAAUCCAUUAGUGCCAUUUUUUUUCCUGAGGUUAGAAAAGAAAAUUAUGAACUAAGAUUUGAGAUUAAAUGAGUGCUUUAAUUGACUUAAAAAAAAUGGGUUGUCUAAAUAAGUUUUCAUAAUUUGAUUUUUUUUUAGAUUGGCAUUUGCACAUGCCAUUGUGUUGUUGAUGCAGUUUUGGAAUUCAUUGACAUUUCCUUAGCUUCUUGCCACAGAUUGAUGUACUUA